CCUGGGUGUAGCCGCCCCAUGGCCCCCGAGAUGGACCAGUUCUACAGGUCCACCAUGGCCAUCUACAAGAGCAUCCUGGAGCAGUUUAACCCGGCCCUGGAGAACCUGGUGUACCUGGGAAACAACUACCUGCGGGCCUUCCAUGCCCUGUCGGAGGCGGCCGAGGUGUACUUCAGCGCCAUCCAGAAGAUCGGGGAACAGGCCCUGCAGAGCUCCACCUCCCAGAUUCUGGGUGAGAUCUUAGUGCAGAUGUCAGACACCCAGCGACACCUGAACUCUGACCUGGAGGUGGUGGUGCAGACGCUCCAUGGAGACCUGCUGCAGCACAUGGAGAAGAACACCAAGCUGGACAUGCAGUUCAUCCAAGACAGCCGCCAGCACUAUGAGAUCGAGUACCGCCACCGAGCUGCCAACCUGGAGAAGUGCAUGUCCGAGCUGUGGCGCAUGGAGCGCAAGAGGGACAAGAAUGUGCGGGAGAUGAAGGAGAGCGUGAACCGGCUGCACGCGCAGAUGCAGACCUUCAUGUCCGAGAGUCAGCGGGCGGCUGAGCUGGAAGAGAAGCGGCGCUACCGGUUCCUGGCCGAGAAGCACCUGCUGCUCUCCAGCACCUUCCUGCAGUUUUUCGGUCGGGCCCGGGGGACGCUCCAGAACCGCGUGCUGCUGUGGAAGGAGCAGUCGGAGGCCAGCCGCAACCCGUCGCGUGCCCACUCCCCAGGCCUGCUGGGCCCGCUGCUGGGGCCGCCCUACCCCUCGGGCCGCCUGACGCCCACCCGCCUGGACAUGGUGAGGCCUUGGGCGCCCCCGCCGCUAUUCGCGCCACCAUUAGUGCCCCCGCCGCUAUUCGCGCCACCAUUAAUGCCCCCGCCGCUAUACGUGCCACCGGGCGGAGGGCGGCUGCAGCAGGAGGGAACGAGGGCAGACGCGAGGGAGAACUUCCCACCCACAUGCCGCGUCCCCGCUUCCGCAGCCUCGCUCUACACCAGCAGCGCCCAGCGCUCGCGCUCCAACUCCUUCGGCGAGCGCCCCGGCGUUGCGGGAGGCGGGGGCGGCGGUAGCGGGGGCGCCCGGAGAGUCCGCGCCCUCGUCUCCCACUCGGAGGGCGCCAACCACACGCUGCUGCGCUUCUCUGCCGGAGACGUCGUGGAGGUGCUAGUACCCGAGGCCCAGAACGGCUGGCUCUAUGGCAAGCUGGAGGGGUCAUCCACGAGCGGCUGGUUUCCCGAGGCCUAUGUGAAGCCAUUGGAGGAGGUGCCUAUGAACCCCAUGAACUCCUUGAACCCCGUGACCUCUGUGAACCCCAUGAACGCCUUGAACCCUGUGACCUCCAUGAACCCCAUGAGCCCUAUGAAUGAGCUACCAUCCAGGUCCUACCCGCUCCGGGGCAGCCACAGCCUAGAUGACCUCCUGGACCGGCCAGGCAACUCCACAGCGUCCUUAGAGUACUGGGACGGCCAGUCCCGCUCCCGAACUCCAAGCCGGGUCCCGAGCCGUGCCCCCAGCCCUGCACCUACACCCUUGCCUGGCAGCCGCCGAAGUAGCAUGGGCAGCAUGGGGGUGGCCAGUGACGUCAAGAAACUCAUGUCCUGGGAGCAGAACCCCCCUGAGCUCUUCCCUCGGGGCACAAAUCCCUUUGCCACCGUAAAGCUGCGUCCCACUGUCACCAAUGACCGCUCAGCGCCCCUCAUCCGCUGAGGCACCUUCCUCCACCAGG
Molecule: messenger RNA, 1711 nt
Organism: Miniopterus natalensis
Lineage: Eukaryota; Metazoa; Chordata; Mammalia; Chiroptera; Miniopteridae
Source: RefSeq, a predicted model, not a curated record